CGAUAAAAUCAAAGCGCAUCUUUCAUUCGUUUGUUCACGGAUUUUAAAAAUGACAAAGUGACGUCGACGACGUGAAAAAGAAAAAUUUUUAGUAAAAAUGCGCGAAAUUGUGCACAUACAAAUUGGACAAGCCGGUAAUAACAUCGGUUCAAAAUUUUGGGAAGUAAUAAGUGACGAGCACGGCGUCGAUCCCAGAGGUCACUUUCAUGGGGAUUCCGAUUUGCAACUGGAGAGGAUUAAUGUGUACUUUAAUGAAGUGACGGGCGGCAGGUUUGUUCCUCGUGCGAUUUUGGUGGACUUAGAGCCAGGAACGCUGGAUGUGGUGAGAUCGGAACCCUUUGGGAGGUUGUUUCGUCCUGAUAACAUGAUUUCUGGACACGCUGGAGCUGGUAAUAACUUCGCCAAGGGUCGCUACACUGAAGGAGCCGAGUUGUGCGAUUAUAUGCUAGAUGUAGUACGGAAGGAGGCGGAAGGAUGUGAUUGCAUGCAAGGUUUCCAACUGACUCACUCCAUUGGAGGAGGUACCGGAUCCGGAAUGGGUAGUCUGCUGUUGCAAAAGCUACGCGAGGAAUAUCCCGAUCGGAUCAUCACUACAUUUACAGUUAUACCAAGCCCAAAGGUCUCAGACACGGUUGUAGAGCCUUACAAUGCAACGAUGAGUGUUCAAUUCCUCGUGGAGAAUUGCGACGAGACAUACAUGAUUGACAACGAAGCGCUUUAUGACAUCUGCUACCGAACCCUGAAACUCUCAGCUCCUUCCUACGGCGAUCUCAAUCACUUGAUCUCCGCGGUAAUGUCAGGAAUCACGACGUGCUUCCGAUUUCCAGGACAACUAAAUGCCGACCUGCGCAAGAUAAUGGUGAACAUGGUACCGUUUCCGCGCCUGCACUUCUUCAUGCCCGGCUUUGUGCCCUUAACAUCACGACACGGACAGGCCUAUAGAGCGAUUACGGUACCAGAUCUGGUGCAACAAAUGUUCGACGCCAAGAACAUGAUGUGCGCUUGCGAUCCGCGAAAGGGCAAGUAUCUGACGGUGGCGUCGAUCUUUCGAGGGCGAAUGUCAACGAAGGAGGUCGACGAGCAAAUGCUAAACAUACAGAACAAAAACAGCACCUUCUUCGUGGAGUGGAUUCCGAACAACGUCAAAACGGCCAUAUGCGACAUACCGCCCAGAGGACUGAAGAUGUCGGCAACCUUCAUAGGGAACACGACCGCUAUUCAGGAACUGUUCAAAAGAGUUAGCGAGCAAUUUUCCGCGAUGUUUCGCCGUAAAGCCUACGUCCACUGGUACACGGGGGAAGGUAUGGACGAAAAUGAAUUUUGGGAAGCGGAAUCGAACAUGAACGAUCUCAUCUCCGAGUACCAGCAGUACCAAGAGGCCGAAGCAGACGUGCAAGAUGAAUUUGAAGACGACGAAGAUUUUGAGGAAUAAUUUCUAACUAAAAAUAAAGCAUUUAUCAUUUUUUAA
Messenger RNA from Photinus pyralis (common eastern firefly), 1468 nucleotides. Its product is annotated as tubulin beta chain-like. The coding region runs from base 98 to 1432 and encodes 444 amino acids. Gene Ontology annotation, molecular function: GTPase activity; GTP binding; structural constituent of cytoskeleton. Lineage: Eukaryota; Metazoa; Arthropoda; Insecta; Coleoptera; Lampyridae. The transcript is spliced from 2 exons. The record is from RefSeq and is a predicted model, not a curated record. Gene Ontology annotation, biological process: mitotic cell cycle; microtubule cytoskeleton organization. Gene Ontology annotation, cellular component: microtubule; cytoplasm.